This is a messenger RNA of Aureobasidium melanogenum CBS 110374, 1587 nucleotides long. RefSeq names its product FAD/NAD(P)-binding domain-containing protein. The transcript is spliced from 3 exons. Lineage: Eukaryota; Fungi; Ascomycota; Dothideomycetes; Dothideales; Saccotheciaceae. The record is from RefSeq and is a predicted model, not a curated record. Bases 1 to 1587 code for a protein of 528 amino acids.
AUGCCCGAAGCAAACCACUACGAUGUUAUCGUCGUCGGAUCUGGCGCGGCUGGACUGACGGCAGCUCUCUCAGCCAAAGUCUCCAACCCUGAACUGCGCAUUGUCAUAGUCGAGAAGGCACCACGUGAAUGGAGAGGAGGCAAUGGCUACUUUACAGCUGGUGCAUAUCGUACUGCUCACGACGGACUGUCAUCUCUACUACCAUUGGUAUCCAACGUACCGCCGGAGUUGAACGAUAAGAUUGAUCUAGCACCUUACACCACCGAAGACUUUCAACACGACUUGCAACGUGUGACAGGAGGUCGCAGCGACAAAGGACUAGGGGCUGUGCUUGUCAAGGACAGUCUGGAUGCGGUGCGCUGGCUCAAGGAGCAUGGAAAUGUGGACUGGUGGCUCAGUUUCCGACGUCAAGCCUAUGAAGUACAAGGGAGAUGGAAGUUUUGGGGCGGUCUAGCACUUACUGUUAAGGACGGCGGCAAAGGCCUGAUCAAAAACUUGUCUGAUGCUGUCGCUGCAAAGGGCGUCGUUACCUUGUUUGACACAAAGGUCGAAAGCUUGCGUCUUAACGGAGAAAGUAUAGCUGGAGUGAGAGUUUCAGAUCCAAACAACGCAGAUUCUACAUCUGAGCUAUAUGCUCCCAGCGUCAUUCUGUGCGCUGGUGGAUUUGAAGCAAAUCAGCAACUCAGAGAGACCUUUAUGGGAGCGAAUUGGAGAUACGCCCAUGUGCGUGGCACACCCUACAACACAGGCGACAUGCUUUUGGCAGCUCUGAAUCUAGACGCAAAGAAAGCUGGCGAUUACAGCCACACAGGUUGCCACAGCGUUAGCUGGGACGCAAAUUCGUCUCCGGAUGGCGGUGACAGAGACAAAACCAAUGAGUUUACCAAGAGUGGAUAUCCGCUUGGGCUCAUGCUCAAUAUCCACGGUCAACGGUUUGUCGACGAAGGCUUUGACCUUAGGAAUUACACAUAUGCCAAAUUUGGAAGAGCAAUUCUCGAGCAACCAGAAGCACUAGCUUUCCAGGUUUGGGACGCAGACGCCGUUGGUUGGUUGCGAGAGGAAGAGUAUCGUGACGACAUUGUUCGCAAGAUUCGAGCAGAGAACCUUGAAGAGUUGGCACAGAAGCUCAUGGAAGAGGGAUUGCAAGAGCCACAGCAAUUCGUGCGUACGAUCAACGACUACAACGCAGCGGUGCGUGCACACCGCGAAGAGUAUCCUGAUGCGAAGCUUGACCCAUCGAUCAAGGACGGACUUUCGACGCAGUCAUCUCGGAUGGCGUUGGAGCUGCCCAAAUCAAACUGGGCGUUACCUGUUGUAAAAGGGCCUUUCACCGCCGUUCGAGUAACUUCGGGUAUAACCUUUUCGUUUGGAGGACUGGCAGUUGAGCCUACUACAGCAAAUGUGGUGAGAAAUGAUGGAAGCAGGAUCGAGGGACUGUUUGCAGCAGGAGAAAUAGUCGGCGGACUGUUUUAUGCGAACUAUCCUGGAGGUUGCGGCUUGACGGCUGGAGCGGUGUUUGGAAGAAGAGCAGGCGUUGCUGGGGCCAAACGGGCACAGCAAUUAAAGAGAAUUGGGGUCAAGCUUUGA